Messenger RNA from Pezoporus occidentalis (night parrot), 1525 nucleotides. It is a transcript of the gene UXS1, whose product is annotated as UDP-glucuronate decarboxylase 1. The record is from RefSeq and is a predicted model, not a curated record. Gene Ontology annotation, cellular component: cytoplasm. The transcript is spliced from 15 exons. Gene Ontology annotation, molecular function: UDP-glucuronate decarboxylase activity; NAD+ binding. Gene Ontology annotation, biological process: D-xylose metabolic process. NCBI's taxonomy places the organism in Eukaryota, Metazoa, Chordata, Aves, Psittaciformes, Psittacidae. The coding region runs from base 78 to 1343 and encodes 421 amino acids.
CCGAGCGGUGGGUGGCCUCCCGCGUGCGCGAGCCCGGUGGCGCGUCCGACGGGCGGUGCGUGCCGCUGCGGCGGGGCAUGGUGAGCAAGGGGCCGGUGCUGCGCCUGUUGACCGCCAUCAACCGCAGGAGGAUGAAGCUGCUCAUGGGGAUCGCCUUCAUCGCCUAUGUCGCUUCUGUAUGGGGAAACUUUGUCAAUAUGAGGUCUCUUCAAGAAAACGGGGAUCAAAAGGUGGAAAGUAAAAUAGAGGAGGCUGUUGCACCUCUAAGGGAGAAAAUCAAAGACCUAGAAAAAAGUUUCACCCAGAAAUACCCACCGGUGAAAUUUUUAUCAGAAAAGGAUCGUAAAAGAAUCCUGAUAACUGGAGGAGCAGGGUUUGUGGGUUCUCAUCUUACUGACAAACUAAUGAUGGAUGGCCAUGAGGUUACAGUUGUGGACAACUUCUUUACGGGCAGGAAAAGAAAUGUGGAGCACUGGAUUGGUCAUGAGAACUUCGAACUGAUAAAUCAUGAUGUUGUUGAGCCCCUGUACAUUGAGGUGGACCAGAUCUAUCAUCUAGCAUCUCCUGCUUCUCCUCCAAAUUACAUGUAUAAUCCUAUAAAAACAUUGAAGACCAACACUAUUGGAACAUUAAACAUGUUGGGGUUAGCUAAACGUGUUGGAGCACGGUUGCUGCUGGCCUCUACAUCAGAGGUAUAUGGAGAUCCUGAAGUUCACCCUCAAAAUGAGGAUUACUGGGGCCAUGUAAAUCCAAUAGGUCCAAGAGCUUGCUAUGACGAAGGAAAGAGGGUUGCAGAGACCAUGUGCUAUGCAUACAUGAAGCAGGAAGGAGUUGAAGUGAGGGUUGCCAGAAUAUUCAAUACCUUUGGUCCUCGAAUGCAUAUGAAUGAUGGUAGAGUUGUCAGUAAUUUUAUCCUACAAGCUCUGCAGGGAGAACCACUAACAGUCUAUGGACCUGGAACUCAGACGAGAGCUUUCCAGUAUGUCAGCGAUCUUGUGAACGGGUUGGUGGCAUUGAUGAACAGCAAUGUCAGCAGUCCUGUCAACUUGGGAAACCCAGAAGAGCACACUAUCUUAGAAUUUGCUCAGUUAAUUAAAAAGCUUGUUGGCAGUGGGAGUGAAAUCCAGUUUCUCUCAGAAGCACAGGAUGACCCUCAGAAACGAAAACCUGACAUCAGAAAAGCCAAGUUAUUGCUUGGCUGGGAACCUGUGGUCCCACUGGAAGAAGGUUUGAAUAAAGCAAUUCAUUACUUCCGUAAAGAACUUGAGUAUCAGGCAAACAAUCAGUAUAUUCCCAAACCAAAACCCGCAAGGAUGAAAAAAGGAAGAACAAGACAUAACUGAAGGCUCUUGGUUGGACAGGAAAUUCCUUGCUUGACAUUUGACAGAUGUAAUUUUUUGUUUCUUCUUUUAUUUUUUUUAUUUUUUUUUAUUUGAGAGACUUUGAAACACAGGUAUCAUGAAGAACAAACUGGAAUUUCAUUCUGAAGCUUGCUUUAAAGAAGUGGAUGUGCCUAAAAAUAACA